Protobothrops mucrosquamatus (brown spotted pit viper) is the source of this 1492-nucleotide messenger RNA. RefSeq names its product nuclear receptor binding factor 2 (gene NRBF2). Gene Ontology annotation, biological process: autophagy. NCBI's taxonomy places the organism in Eukaryota, Metazoa, Chordata, Lepidosauria, Squamata, Viperidae. Bases 1 to 900 code for a protein of 299 amino acids. The record is from RefSeq and is a predicted model, not a curated record. The transcript has 4 exons.
AUGCCCCGUCAGCCGCGGCCGAUGGAGGCGAUGGAGGCGCCGCUCAACCUGGCCCAUCAGCAGAGCAGAAAAGCUGACCGUUGGCUGGCCGUGGGGAAGUAUGAGGAAGCCGUUUCGUGUCACCGAAAGGCAGCAGCGUAUCUUCUGGAAGCUAUGAAGUUGACUCAGUCAGAUCAGGCCCAAUUAUCCCUGGAACUGCAAAGGGAGAGUCACCUGAAACAGAUCCCCCUCAUCCAAGAGCAAUGGAAAAGAGCGAAAAGGGACGAAAGAUUAAAAAUCCGCCCUCUUAUGGACAAAGAGAGCACGGCCCAUGUGCAGAGCUCCUCUAAGGCCUCAGCUGGGGAACCUGAUGACCAACACGGAACGCCUGCCAGCCUCAAGUACAGGCCCUCCUUGGAGAAGGAAAUGAAGGGGUUCCGAGGGGUCUUGGACAGGGAUCCAGACACAUUGCUCUUUCUGCUUCAGAAGAGGAAGGAGCCGCCUCUGGAAGUGUGUAUGAACAACAGACCUCCAAAGGAUGACAAGAUGAAAAUGGAGGAGCAGGCCACCAAAAUUGCAGUCCUAGAACAGCACGUGGAGAUGCUGUUUGCUGAAAAUGAGAGACUGAGACGGGAGAACCAGCAGUUAAAAGCUGAGAGAGCCAGGCUGCUAAAGUCUCCCCUGGAAAAGGAGCUGGAUGCAGAUGCUGACUUUGUGGAAAAGUCAGAGCUGUGGGGUCUCCAGCAGCUUUCGGAAACUGCCACUGCCGCCGCCGCCACCCCCUGGCAGAAAUUGGCUGUCAGUGCUGGGAAGGCCAAGGACAUUCCCAUCCCCAGCCUUCCACCCUUGGACAUUCCCUCCCCGGAGUUCCCUCUGGUGGAGCUCUCGGAGGAUCUCCUGAAGGGGCUCAUGAACAGCUAAAGGAGGAAGACCACUGGUGGGGAGGUGGGCUCCCCCUGCGCUUUGGGGAAGGGGCACUGCUGAGACAGCCGUAACUGACUUGCUCAGUGAAAAAAAUGCUUUGUGUCACGAAUUGGUGAAGCAAAGGCGGAACCAUUUACCAUCGUUGGUAAAAGCUGAGCCCUCUUUGUUCUUUCUUCAAGCCAAAGGACUGAAGGAGAGAGACUUGAGCCCAAAGUCCUGCAGGGCUCUCUCUCUCUCUCUCUCUCUCUCUCUCUCUCUCAUAUGCAUUGGAUUGCUUUCUUUUAAUUAUGCACAGAAAGUAGUCAACAAUUCUUGUUUCUUUCCCUUUGUAGGAUGGAUCUGUGUGCCACACUUUGCACUUCUAGGGUAAUAUGUAAUUUCAGUCAAUCAGAAGUAAAGCUAAAUUUCCAGAUAUUUUUAAGGACCCAAAUUUAAUUCUGCUGAAAUAGUUUGAUUUGUUUACAUAAUCAGGGUGCUUCAUAAUAUGUUUUCUGUAUAUGAAACAAACAUGGUUCUAAACAAAUAGAUAAGAAUAAUUGUUGUUGCAUGAUAGGAGGGCAUAGUUGACGAAGAAUAAAACGUUCCAGGU